Messenger RNA from Polypterus senegalus (gray bichir), 1808 nucleotides. Its product is annotated as zinc finger protein 239-like. The record is from RefSeq and is a predicted model, not a curated record. NCBI's taxonomy places the organism in Eukaryota, Metazoa, Chordata, Cladistia, Polypteriformes, Polypteridae. The coding region runs from base 230 to 1216 and encodes 328 amino acids. Gene Ontology annotation, molecular function: DNA-binding transcription factor activity; RNA polymerase II cis-regulatory region sequence-specific DNA binding. The transcript has 3 exons. Gene Ontology annotation, biological process: regulation of transcription by RNA polymerase II.
GCUCCAUCUGCGGCAUACUGGUUUUCUGCUGCUGAGCCAGAAUGGUGUCACUUUCUUUUGCAGCUCUACCCUUGACAAUACCGCCUGUGUAAGAGAGGGGGGAUACCUUCUUGGCUUUGAUUGUUUUUUGAAAGGCGAGGUAAGCGAAUGCCGCCUUUUUUGUUUUAAUGGAAAAAUAGCAACACAUAUAAAACGUGAGUGUGAAACAAAAAGGUGCUGACAUUUGAAGAUGGAACUAAGUUGUGUUAAGGAGGAACACGUGCAACAGAAUAUCUGUAAAAAUCUUGAUGUUGAAACUGUGAAUUGGUGGCCAGUAAAAAUUAAGCAAGAGUAUGUUGAUGCUGAACUGGAUUCAUCCCCCUGUAAAGAAGAAGCCCAAGAAGAAGAUGACGAAGGAGAUGAAUCUACUCCAUUUAAAGAAGAAGCUGAACUUGAAUUGGAAUCUGGUCUGUAUGCCAAUGAUGUUAGUGAGCUCGGUCAUGUUCAUGUUGUAGAAAUAUCAGACAACAAAAUAUUGUUAACUGUGGAACAAGAUCAUCUUUCCUAUCCAUGUCCUCGAUGCAGGAUCUCCUUUGUUUCACAACAGUAUCUAUGGAACCAUUUGAAGGACAUACAUAAUGAAUCAUUUCAUGCUAUUAUGACACUGUAUACCAGUCCGGAUUGUACACAGAAUUUAAAUGAAAUGAAUACUAUUCGUGCUGAUCUAAGUGACAAUCGUUUUCACUGUUCUGAAUGUGGGAAGACAUUCAGUAAAUCUGGGAACCUUAGGAAACAUCAAAGAAUUCACCUUGGUGACACUCCAUAUCAUUGUGUGGAAUGUGGCAAGCAAUUUCUGGAGUUUGGUGUUCUGAAAAGGCACCAAAAAAUUCAUGUUGAAAAAUGCCCUUAUAUUUGUAAGGAAUGUGGAAAAGAAUUCAGGCAGGUGGGAGAUCUAAAGAAACACUUACGAAUUCAUACAGGUGAAGCUCCUUACCUCUGCACUGUAUGUGGAAAGAGAUUCAAUCAGCUGGGCAACCUUAAAGUUCAUGAGCGGAUUCAUACAGGUCAGACUUUCUACCACUGCUCUUUUUGUGAGAAGAGUUUUAAAGUAUCAGGUGACCUUAAAAAACAUAUACGGAUUCACACUGGAGAGAAGCCAUACCAAUGUACUAACUGUGACAAAAAAUUUCGCAUUAUUGGACACCUUAAAAAGCAUCAACGAGUUCACAAAAAUUAAGUGGUGACAUUAUUAUUACCAGACUGUAACAUUCACCUCAAGUUGAAAGACUAUCUUGGAGUUUUCAGACAUUGAGGUGAUUUUGUUUACGUUGUGAAGACUAUAUAAAUGGUUCAGACCAUACAGUGCUUUUAAGUUUUGUUUUUUCUUUUUUUUUUGGACUGCCAAGGAUCUACAUUGAGCACCAUGCAAAGAUUACUUGUUGGCAUUGUGUACCAUGACAAUAGCACUUAAGAAGAAAUUAUUGGAAAAGACAGAUGGAGAAGCUUACAUUCCUGUCAAACAGUGUACUGAAAAUAGUAAUUAUGAUAUUUAUGAGAGGAAAGACUUGUUCUAGAGAUGAUAGAGCUUAACUGUACCACCCCUAUCUGUUGGGUAAUAUGAAAUGUGAAGAUGAAGGAGGAAACAGGAACAUUCAGUGAGGGUUAGGGUUGCUCGGCAUACCUGAAUCAUUGUGAGAGAAAUUUGUAUCAUUAAGUAAUAUUAAUUUGAUUAAAGUAAAAAAGCAGAAAGGUGGGUGGUACAGUGGUAGCACUGCUGCAUCACAGUUAGGAGACCCGGGUUCGCUUCCUGGGUCCUCCCUGCGUGGAGU